Messenger RNA from Pogoniulus pusillus (Red-fronted tinkerbird), 3592 nucleotides. RefSeq names its product serine/threonine-protein kinase PAK 3-like. Gene Ontology annotation, biological process: intracellular signal transduction; regulation of MAPK cascade; regulation of axonogenesis. The transcript has 17 exons. The record is from RefSeq and is a predicted model, not a curated record. Gene Ontology annotation, cellular component: cytoplasm. Bases 135 to 2495 code for a protein of 786 amino acids. NCBI's taxonomy places the organism in Eukaryota, Metazoa, Chordata, Aves, Piciformes, Lybiidae. Gene Ontology annotation, molecular function: protein serine/threonine kinase activity; ATP binding.
UCUCCAGUAGUGUUCAGAGCACUCUGCGUGUGUGCAGCAGCCUCGGACACCAGCUCUUUCCAGGAAGAGCGCGCCGGUUUAGGCUCUUUUCCUUGACUCUGCAGUCUGGAAAACUGCUGCGUUGGAAUCCAAACAUGGCAGCAGCAUUCUAUGUUGCAUCUAGCUUGCUUUGUGAUUUUGCCCAUGCUUUGAAUCUUCUGAUGGACGACAAACCCCGGAUGAUGGCACAGUCGUUAACAAAACAAGUCACCCAUUUGUUCAGACGAUGCCAUCCUUCGAGCACACAACCAGCACCAGAAAGCCCACAAGCUCCCUCUGUUUCUGAAGAAGCAGAGAGAGAUCAAGAACAUGAGGAAGAGGACAGUGAGCUUCCACCUGUGCCACAGCUCCAAGAGGCAGAUGGAGAUCAAGAACAUGAGGAAGAGGCCAAUGAACUUCCACCUCUGCCGCAGCCUGAAGAUACAAAAUCAAGCACACAACCAGCACCAGAAAGCCCACAAGCUCCCUCUGUUUCUGAAGAAGCAGAGAGAGAUCAAGAACAUGAGGAAGAGGACAGUGAGCUUCCACCUGUGCCACAGCUCCAAGAUGCAGAUGGAGAUCAAGAACAUGAGGAAGAGGCCAAUGAACUUCCACCUCUGCCGCAGCCUGAAGAUACAAAAUCAAGCACACAACCAGCACCAGAAAGCCCACAAGCUCCCUCUGUUUCUGAAGAAGCAGAGAGAGAUCAAGAACAUGAGGAAGAGGACAGUGAGCUUCCACCUGUGCCACAGCUCCAAGAUGCAGAUGGAGAUCAAGAACAUGAGGAAGAGGCCAAUGAACUUCCACCUCUGCCGCAGCCUGAAGAUACAAAAUCAAGCAGCACAGCAUCAUCCUCCAAAUCACCAUCUGAAGCAUCAUCUGAAGCGUCAUCUGGAUCAUCGUUCAAAACAUCAUCUGAAUCAUCAUAUGAAGCAUCAUCCGAAGCAUCAUAUGAAUCAUCAUCCAAAUCACCAUCUGAAUCAUCAUAUGAAGCAUCAUCUGAAGCUUCAUCUGAAUCGUCAUCCAAAACAUCAUCUGAAUCAUCAUAUGAAGCAUCCUCCGAAGCAUCAUAUGAAUCACCAUCCAAAUCACCAUCUGAAUCAUCAUAUGAAGCAUCAUCUGAAGCUUCAUCUGAAUCAUAUGAAGCAUCAUCCGAAGCCUCAUAUGAAUCACCAUCCAAAUCACCAUCUGAAUCAUCAUAUGAAGCAUCAUCUGAAGCGUCAUAUGAAUCGCCAUCCAAAUCACCAUCUGAAUCAUCAUCCAAAGCUUCAUCCGAAGAUUCAUCCGAAUCAUCAUCAGAAGCUUCAUCCGAAUCAUCAUCAGAAACAUCAUCAGACUGUUCCCAUGAAAAAAGUGAAGAGGAUGAUGAGAAGGAGAAUGAAGAUAACAACGAGAAAGAUAAUAAUGAUUCUCCAUCUGUUAGGGCAGCAUGUCCCAAAAAUGGAAAAGGGAUCUGCCCAGGCUCUGCAAUCAAUCCUGACCCUGCAUCAGCACCAGCAGCCACUCCUCAGCCUGAAGCUGCGAAGAGAAAGACUUCAUGCAGCAAGUCAGACGGGCAGAGGAAGAAACCCAAGGAGACAAAAACAGAGCUCCUCCUAGAGAAACUGCGCAGCCUUUUGAGCGUGGGAGAUCCUAAGCAAAAAUACAUGCUGUUGGCAGAAAUUGGUCAAGGGGCAUCUGGAACAGUUUAUCGUGCACGUGAAUCUGACACAGGACGAGAGGUGGCCAUAAAGCAAUUGAAAUUCCUAACCACGCCAGUAAAACGUUUACUAAGAGAAAUCCUGAUCCCGAAGGAGAAUAAGCAUCCCAACAUUGUGAACUAUUUAGAGAGCUACAGAGUCAAUUCUCACCUCUGGGUGGUGAUGGAAUACAUGUCUGGAGGCUCUCUGGCUGGCCUCGUUCGUAAUGUGUGUAUGCAUGACGGACAGAUAGCAGCUGUCUGCAGGGAGUGCCUGCAAGGCCUGGCUUUCCUUCACUCAAACCAAGUGAUCCACAGAGACAUCAAAAGUGACAAUAUCCUCCUUGGAAUGGAUGGAUCUGUCAAGCUGGCUGAUUUUGGCUUGUCUACUCACACCACCCCUGAGAAGAGUAGGAGGAGAUCGAUGGUCGGGACUCCUUACUGGAUAGCACCGGAAGUGGCAAGAGAAGAACCAUACGGCCCUAAAGUGGACAUCUGGUCACUUGGCAUCACGGCAAUAGAAAUGGUGGAAGGAGAACCUCCUUACUUUGACCAACGUCCUCACAAGGCGAUAAAACUGAUAGCCCAGAACGGAACACCACAGCUGAAGAACCCCAGGCAACAUUCCCCGCUGUUGUGUGACUUUCUGAACUGCUGCCUGGAGGUGGAUGAGAACAGGCGAUGGUCAGCUGAGGAGCUUCUGAAGCAUCCAUUUUUACAAUCAGCCGAGCCGCUCUCCAGUCUGACUCCUCUCAUCAUGGCGGCAAAGCAACUGAAUGAGGAGAAGAGCAGACACUAGCGCUUGUGGCCAACGUUCUGCUGUGGCACCUGCUGUGGGAGGAAGAAGGGAUUUGGAGUGCUCCCCCCGGCUCUGUCCCUGGAAGUUUGAAUGGGGGAAGAAGAAGGCAGGAAGCUGUUUUCCCAGCACUUCCCACCUCCUGGAGAGGCUUCUGCUUGUCCAGGAAGGGGAGUUAACCCUUUCUCGCCUCCUAGGCAGGAGGCAAAACACUAAGUUGUGGCAGCAGUGGCUCAGGCAGUUCUUACGGUCAACAAUCAUUGGGGGAGCUACAGCAGCCCCAGGAUUAAGACCUUCUGCCUAGCUGAGCCAACAGUGGUCACUGAGCACGUGCCAGGAGGGACCAAGGAUAAUUCCUUGUCCCAAAUUCAAGUGGGCCAACCUGUGCUGGUUAAUGUGCUCUCUAGUGGGGUUGUGCUCAUGAUACUGGCUAAGCCCAGGGGCUUAUAGGCCUGGGAAGCCCUGGAUGCUAAUGGGAGGACCCACUGCAUCAGUGUGCGGUGAGUUGUCCCCAGCUAUUAAUUGCUAAGCCCGGCUACUACGUGCCGAGGCAAGUUUCUCUCUUUGCAGGACUGAGGCCAGGCCGAGGACCAGAUUCCGGGACAUGGACCAGUACCUGACCAGCACCUGGGGGAGGAAGGACCAUCUACACAGGAGAUGGAGGCACAUCACACCGAUGUGGCCAGUGGAUGAUGGCAUCAGGACUUGGAAAGCAUGACCUCCAGCCAUGGACUCAAAGCAGCAGCUGUGUCUACAGGCACUUUGGACUUCGGCGGGUUUCGUUCGCGUCUGACUUAAUGCCGCGUGGAUCCACAACGGGAUAUUGCUUGCAGUUUCAGAGGCUGCCGCAGAGAAAUUCAGCAGGGAUCACUGCUAAAGUCCUGCUUCACCUCUCCAGUUAGCUCCCAACUACAUCAGCAGCUCAGAGCAGGACUGAGAAGAAAACCCUCAACCCAUGUGCUGCAGGACAGAUGGAGGGGCAAAGAAACCAGUGGUCAUACUCCUGGUGGCUAAGAGGGGGAGCAACUCCGACCUGCGUCUGUAGUGUUAUUGUUGUUGUUAUUUUUGCUAUUAAUAAAAUACAAUCAUUUCUGUUAUCA